This is a messenger RNA of Diachasma alloeum, 1183 nucleotides long. RefSeq lists its product as uncharacterized. The transcript is spliced from 4 exons. NCBI's taxonomy places the organism in Eukaryota, Metazoa, Arthropoda, Insecta, Hymenoptera, Braconidae. The coding region runs from base 29 to 1072 and encodes 347 amino acids. The record is from RefSeq and is a predicted model, not a curated record.
UAUCGGCAUUGUGAAUUUAUCAGUUAACAUGGCAUCUCAGGGAGCACCAACAACGUGGUUCAACAAACGCGUAUUUUACGUUAACAACGAACCAAUGAAAUUUCAUUUGGAUGGAUUCGAUCAGGUUGAGACUUACAAAAUAAUCAGCAUUGUCCAGGCUUACGGAGGAAAAUAUUCGGAGCCCGGAAAGGAUGUGGUCAUUUUCACGGAGCCACAUCGCUCUAGUGGGAAAUAUGACAACAUUUUUUCGGCCAAAUAUCUAUAUGACUGUGUUUCGUCGAAUAACACGCAGGAGCUCUCGAAAUACUCGCUCUCGAAGACGUCUGUAACACCGUCAGCCCCAAGUAAAAAUGGAGAAAUUAGACAAGAUCCUCUGAACAAGAGUAAUAAUGUCGACAGCAAGUCAACAAUUCAGGGAAAUGCUUCACCCGAAAGACAACUUCGGAGAGAUCAGCCUCCGAAUAAUCUCGUUCUCUCACGCCAACUCAAGAAUACAAUUACGAUAAAAGCAGAAGUACAUUCUGAGGAAGAUUACCUCGACGAAUCCAACGAGAACCCGAGAAGCCUCGAGCCUCGCAAGAGGAAAAUCAAAGUUGGAUGUUCCAACUGCAAGGUCACCUGGCCCUCCUUCUCCCUAAUCGAACUUUCGGAUUUUGAUGACGAUGGGAAGGAUCAAGUGCAGCUUCGAGAGAAGCGCAGAAGGUCGAAUGAAGGUUCUGCGAGACCUAAUCGAGUUGAAUCCCAGCCUCAAUGUUCCAAUGGUGAUUAUAACUCAAGAAAAAAAGAAGAAUUUUCCCCUGAGACGAAUGGGGAAUUGGAUUCUUGUGUCGAGGGAUUCGGGUGUGCUAGGAUCAGAAUUUAUGAGGGAGCUAAGACCCCUGGGAGGAAGGAUUUAUCACGAGAUAAAUCAGGAAAAUCUGGGGUCGUAGGACGUUAUGAGAGAGUUACGACGAUCGAGAUGAAUCCAGAAUCUUCUGAUUAUAUUCACAAUGAUUCGAUUAAAUCAGAGUCGAGGAAGAUGAGGAGAGUGCACUGGGCUGAGGAAUCCAUUGGGUCCGAUGGAUCUAGGUGAACACCUGGCCUCGAAGCGUGAAGCAAGGCGAUGAUAGAUUCAACGCAACAAUUAUGAAUAUUCUGUUAAGCCAUAAAUAAAAACUCUAAUAAACUGUUAUAAACUCAUUAA